GAUAUUUCAUGGAUUUGACGUGUUAAGAUGUGUUGACUUUUUUUCCACUUAAUCUGAUUGUGUUAGACUUCAUUGUUUUUCUUUGCUUCCACAUUUGUUGUUAUAUUUGAAUUUUAUGCUGACUUGUCUUGGUGGAAUAAUAGAAGUGUCAUCGCAUUUUUUUUUUGAGUCAUGAAAGUUGAUGCCCUAAAUGUUCAAAUGUUACUAAAUACACUGAAUAGUUGUAUCCUUAUAUCUUGAAUAAUCCUCACAUUGUGUGAUUCAAUACUAAAAAGUAUUAAUUUGCAACAUAGAUUCUUAUCGAAAAUGUUUCCAAUAAUCAAGAUUGUUUUUAUAGCUUUUUUGAUAUGCUUUUCUUUUGUAAGUUACGUGGAUUGAACAUGUUCAAGUAGAUAAAAAAAUCAGGUUAAUCAUAUCUUUAGAGACUUGUUGUAUGGUCGUCAAACAUAUGGAGCUAAAAGAUAGAUUGUUACACUUCAAAGGACGCGUGAAAGGUAUAAUUUUCCAGCGGAUGCAUUAUGUCCUACUAGGCAUGGUCUCAAAGAAGGUUCGAUUUUAUUUUCCAUUCUUUGUAUUUUCAGGUUUUAAAAUUUUAAUUUACAUAAUAAGAUAAGAAUAUGUCAAAUACUCUUUGAAAUGUACGAGUUCCAUCACACCACACACAUCCUAUUUUGCCAAGUCAAUAUUUAUUUUUCUUUUUUUUUAUUUUUAAUUUUUAGUGGUUAAUGAUAUUUCAGAAGGACUGCAAAAUGUUAAGCAGAUAUCUCGAAGGAUGGUGAAGAGUUUUUGUGAAAUCCUAUGUUUGACAGAAAAAUUAGAUUUUUCAACUUCAUCAAAGUUGAAUAAUACAUAUAGGGUUUCUAUUAGAGAAAAUGAAGAAACUAUCCAAUCAAAAGGCUUCAUUGCCACUGCCGCUACAUCCCUAUGGUUUCCUUUUGCAUUCAAAACUAUUUUUAAUUUCCUCAAAGAUGACAAGACUAGAUAUCAGUGGGAUGUUUUUUGCUGAAGGAAAUAAUGUGACUGAGUUAGUUCGAGUACUAAUCGGAACUCUACCCGGAAACGAUAUUACAAUCAUUCAGUCUCAUAUGCUAAAAGAGAACAACAUGUUACUUCUUGAAGAGUCAACCAUCGAUGAAAUGAGAGCAUUUUUAAUCUAUGGACCCAUAGAUUUACCAAUAGUCACUUCAAUUACCAAUGGAGGUGAUGUCACAAAAGUUGACAUUUUUCCCUUAGGUAUCAUCAUAAGUCCUGAUGGCCGCUUUGCCUCGGAGAGGGGCAAUAAUGGAAGUGAAAAAGAUGGUUCUAUCUUGACAGUGGCUUUUCAAAAAUUGAUUUGUACUAAUAAUAAUCCAAUCUCCCAGGAACAACGUAUGGAGGCAGUGACUUCAGUUCUUAACCUUUUGAGCUCUAUAGUUUUACAUAUCAAAGCAGCAUUGGGUUGCUUUGAUUAAAAAUGUGAUGUUUUAGUUUCAAAGUUGUUAUUUUUGUUUUUUGGAUAUUUAAACUUUGAAAAUUUCAUAUGUUUGAAGGAUGAUAUAUUCGCUUUCUUUGACUUAUAAAAUAUUAAGAUUAUGAGA
Molecule: messenger RNA, 1577 nt
Organism: Solanum lycopersicum (tomato)
Lineage: Eukaryota; Viridiplantae; Streptophyta; Magnoliopsida; Solanales; Solanaceae
Product: homeobox-leucine zipper protein ROC8-like
Source: RefSeq, a predicted model, not a curated record